AUGGCUCCUCGAAGCUUCACCUUGAGGUCUCUGCUGGUCGGGAUCGUUAUUGGAGCUCUGAUCACUUUUUCGAAUACAUACUUUGGCUUGCAAACUGGCUGGAUCAGCACUAUGGCUAUGCCGUCAGCAUUAAUCGGAUUUUCGGUCUUCAAAGUCUUCUCCAAAUAUCUCUCCUAUCCAUUCACGCCCAUCGAGAAUGUGUUGAUACAAACAGUGGCCGGCGCUGUGGGGACAAUGCCUCUUGGCUGUGGCUUCGUCGGCGUUAUCCCUGCUCUGGAGUUUCUUAUAAGGGACGGAGAAGACGGUCCGUCAGGCGGCGAGGGUACUGGUGAGGGUGGCCCGCUGAAACUGAAUUUUGGCAAGCUGGUUCUCUGGAGCUUGGGAGUCUGUUUGUUCGGCGUUGUUUUUGCUGUUCCGCUAAGGAAGGAAGUGAUCAUUCGUGAAAAACUGAGGUUUCCUAGUGGAACAGCGUCUGCCUUGAUGUUGAGAGUUCUGCAUGGAAGUGGGCAGAGCGAAAAAGGUGCGAACUCUCGCAUUGACCAGUCGAUGGAGGACCAACGGGACGCAGAGGAUGUACAACCUUUACUGGCACAGGGUUCCGCACAAACGGAAGCUGUGUUGCAGCAAGAUAUGACUAGCACUGAUAACUUGAAAAGAGAUUGGAGGUCUAAAAUGCGUCUUUUGAUCGGCGCGUUCGUGGUCUCUGGAGUUUACACACUUUUCUCCUACUUCGUACCUCAAGUCCGCGACAUACCAAUCUUAGGCCUCCCCCUUGCUCAAAAUUGGCUUUGGACACUGAAUCCGUCUCCGGCAUAUGUCGGACAAGGGAUCAUUAUGGGUCCGUCGACCUGCGCUCACAUGCUUUUCGGGGCUGUAUUAGGAUGGGGUGUUUUGUCACCGCUUGCGAAAUCUCGCGGAUGGGCGCCUGGCCCCGUGGAUAGCUGGGAGAAUGGGAGCAAAGCUUGGAUUGUAUGGGUUUCGUUGGCCAUCAUGCUUGCAGACUCAAUCGUCAGCUUAGGCUGGCUGGUACUGAAGCCGGCUCUGGUAAUUGCGCCGAAGGUCCUAAAGAGGAUUUCAAAUACCCGAGCUGGAAGUUGGAUUGCUUCAAAAAGCCCUAAAAUUGUGCCCCGCUCUUACAACUACUCCGCGUUGAGUCCUAUAACAGAAGAGUCAUCAGGCCCGAGCAGUCUCGCGCACGCUGAAACGCGCUGGAGAGCCGAUGAGGAUGAAGAUGCGCCGCCAUCUCAACUCAUUUCCAUGCGUACGGUACUCUUUCUACUUCCCCUAACUCUGCUCCUGAACGUUAUUUGUAUGCACAUUGUCUUUGGCGAUGUCAUAUCUCCCCUCCUUUCAAGCCUUGCCACAUUGCUCGCUGUCCUUCUAUCAAUAAUGGGCGUCCGUGCGCUAGGAGAGACAGAUCUCAACCCGGUAUCUGGCAUCAGCAAAUUAACGCAGUUGCUUUUCUCGCUUGCAACCCCAUCGUCGCAUUUUUCGCGACGCACCGCCCUCAUAACUAACCUCCUUGCGGGUGCCGUAUCCGAAUCUGGCGCCCUUCAAGCCGGUGAUAUGAUGCAAGACCUGAAAACAGGCCACCUUCUCGGCGCGAGCCCCAAAGCUCAAUUUUAUGGCCAGAUAAUUGGCAGCCUUAUCGGUGCUGUUCUUUCUACGGCCGUCUACAAGAUGUAUGUCAACGUCUACCCGGUACCUGGCCCUAUGUUUCAAACGCCCACGGCAUACGUCUGGAUAUUCACCGCCCGUCUCGUCACUGGCCAAGGCCUGCCUCCGAUGGCGUGGGAAGCCUCCUCGGUUGCCGGUAUUAUUUUUGUAGCCAUCACCAUCCUCCGAAUUGUCGCUGCUUCACCGAUUGCCAACGGCGGCCGACCAGUUGGCACCCCCGCGCCUUGGCGAUCCUGGAUCCCUGGUGGUAUCGCCGUCGCCGUAGGCAUAUUCAAUGUACCGUCUUUCACCCUUGCUCGAGCCAUCGGCGGUCUUAUCGCGUGGUGGUGGUCUCGUGCCCACACAAACCACACAAAGAAGGAUGAUGGAUUCAAACCAGCAACUGAACCCGCUCAGUCGGUCCUAUCACGUCGACCAGUCGAAAGCGAGAAUCGUAAACCUACGUCUCCAGUUGCUGGCAACGCUGAUGAUGACGCCGAUGCCGCUUCAUCUAGCGUUGUCGUUUUGGCUUCCGGGCUGAUUCUUGGCGAGGGAAUCGUGAGCAUCGUGAAUCUCCUUUUGGCCAGUGGACGUGUUCCCCAUCUUUGA
Aspergillus nidulans FGSC A4 is the source of this 2265-nucleotide messenger RNA. Its product is annotated as OPT family oligopeptide transporter. Lineage: Eukaryota; Fungi; Ascomycota; Eurotiomycetes; Eurotiales; Aspergillaceae. The transcript is spliced from 2 exons. Gene Ontology annotation, biological process: oligopeptide transmembrane transport. Bases 1 to 2265 code for a protein of 754 amino acids. Gene Ontology annotation, cellular component: membrane. The record is from RefSeq and is a predicted model, not a curated record. Gene Ontology annotation, molecular function: oligopeptide transmembrane transporter activity.